Molecule: messenger RNA, 1260 nt
Organism: Talaromyces amestolkiae
Lineage: Eukaryota; Fungi; Ascomycota; Eurotiomycetes; Eurotiales; Trichocomaceae
Exons: 2
Coding region: 1-1260 (419 amino acids)
Molecular function (GO): catalytic activity
Source: RefSeq, a predicted model, not a curated record
AUGAAGAAUCUCACCGUCGCCGUCGCGCAAUCCCGCACCCUCGACAUAACAUGCUCCACCCUCGCAGCCCUUGAGCGAACAMCCCGCCACGCCUCAUCCCGCGGCGUCCACGUCCUUCUCUUCCCCGAAGCAUACCUCGGCGGCUAUCCACGUACAUGCGCUUUUGGAACAGCAAUUGGUGCUCGUGACCCUCAGGGUCGGGAUCAAUUCUUGGAAUACUUCAACUCGGCGGUUGACCUAGGUGACACGCCAUCCGGUGCGGGGGAUGAUUGGGUUGAGAGGAAAUUACCCUGUGCCAAGGGGAAGGAGUAUCGCGGUGAUGGUACGAGGGAAUUCUUAGAGCGUGUGGCGAGUGAGACGAAUGUGUUCAUUGGCGUGGGAUUGAUUGAGAGAGCUGGUGGGAGUUUGUAUUGUUCCGUGGUCUACGUUGAUCCGAAAAGAGGCGUGUUAGGGAAGAGACGGAAAGUCAUGCCAACAGCAACUGAACGUCUGAUUUGGGCACAAGGCUCCCCUUCAACCCUCAAAGCCGUGACAACCGAAAUAAACGGCGUGAAUCUUAUCAUCGGCUCUGCAAUCUGCUGGGAAAAUUACAUGCCUCUUCUUCGGCAGAGUUUGUACUCGCAAAACGUCAAUUUGUAUCUCGCCCCCACGGCUGAUGGAAGAGAUACAUGGCUCCCGCUUAUGCGGACAGUGGCCACUGAGGGUCGUGCUGUGGUGCUCUCUGCUAAUCAAUGCGUGCGAAAGACCGAGUUGCCGAGUUGGAUUACCGGUGCUCCUUCUGCGGAUAGUACGUCGACAGAAGAACACACCAAAGAACCCCAAGAAAUCACCUGGCCACAAUCAGCAGGCGAACAGCUACAUCCAGACAAGAAGCGAGAUCAGAUGUACGCAAGUCUGGCUGUUGAAGACGAUGCAGGCGCCAUAUCCGAGCUGGAGCUGAAAAAGAAGGGUCUCGCUCAACGGUCUGUAUUGUCCAAUUCGGCUUCAAAGAAAGAUCCGGCAACAGAAGAGUACAUCUGCCACGGCGGGUCAUGCAUUAUCGGGCCUUUGGGACAGAUCUGUGGCGGUCCGAUCUGGGAUGUCUGCACUGAUGACAAUGAUGAUUCAAGUGCAGUAGGUGAUGGCCUGGUCAUUGCCGAAAUCGACUUUGACGAUUGCACACGAGGAAGGUUGGAUCUGGAUGUGGCGGGAAGUUAUUCACGAAAUGAUGCUUUUAAGCUUACUGUUGAAGGGCUAGAUUUGAAUCCACCUCCUUUUUAG